Messenger RNA from Osmia lignaria (orchard mason bee), 3252 nucleotides. Lineage: Eukaryota; Metazoa; Arthropoda; Insecta; Hymenoptera; Megachilidae. The record is from RefSeq and is a predicted model, not a curated record.
UUUUAAUAAAAGAUAUCAUCCUGCUCAGUUAAAUUCGAGAGUUCCUAUUUAUACUGAUUUUUAACAAUUUGUGUGCAUUAAGUAACCGAAAUAUUGCAAAAUGUAAUGAUUCUUGAGUAAUUUGCCGUGUGUUCUUUUGAAAUAAUGUAAAAAUAAAAAGUGAACGUGUAAGUGAAAUUUGAUAUUCGCGCUUGGCAACUUAUUUGCGGAUGUGUUCAUUGGUGUAUAUGUAUACAAGCGAAUGACAGCGAAUGACAGGGAGCUGUUAGAGAGGGAAAGACAAUUUAGUAUAUUAACGGAUAAAAAUGUCAUUAGAAGGGUCAAUUGAUUUUAAGUAACUAUCAGGUUGUACUUUAUUCUUUCACACAGUCCCAAAUGUACGUAAAGGAACAUUAAUAACCAAGAUGCAAAGAACUAAAGUAAAUCGUAAUUUCUAAGUAGUAAUAAUUUAUACAUAUUGUUAUGUUCAAGUAUGUAUAUGUACAUGUACUUAUUUUUACUUAAUGCACCAAUAUUUUGUUAACCUAUUUGAAGUAUUAAUAAUAUAAAGUUUUGACGGUAUUGUAUUAUUACUGCUAGCAAUCAGUCCCAACAAAUUCUUUAAAUAUAACAGAAAUUUACUUUAAACAAUGAUUGUUGGGAGAAUUUUGCUGUCUACCCUUGCAAGAGCACCACUAAUUUCUUAUGGACAAUCACAGCUAUUAAGGCCGAAACAAGAUUUGGCUCUAUUUUUACUGGUGGGUAAAGUGUCCAAUUAUCACGUAACGAAGAAUAUUGAACAUAUUGUACAAGAUAAGCGAAUUAAAAAUCACAAUGGAAUAAUUCAGCAAUAUAAUAAUGUGAAAAAUAGACCACUGUUAAUUUUACUUAGCUGGUUAUUAUCAAAACGUAGACAUGUUAUGAAAUACAUGAAUUUAUACAAGGAACAGGGUUUUGAUAUUGUAGUAAUAUCAAUUACCCCUUGGCAACUAAUGUGGCCUACGAAAGGAUCCAGGCUAGUUGCUGCAGAUCUAUUAGAAUUCUUAGUAAAACAUACAAAUUAUGAACAAAUACUAUUACAUGGAUUUUCGGUGGGUGCAUAUAUGUGGGGAGAAGUAUUAGAUUUAAUAAAGAGUGACCCUGAGAAAUAUAGUAAUAUAAUUGAUAGAAUUGUUGGUCAAGUAUGGGAUAGCGUGGCUGAUGUAUCUGAACUGUCAAUAGGCACACCACGAGCAAUAUUUCCAAAAAACGAGAUGUUACAAAAUAUGCUACAAAAAUAUAUGGAGUAUCAUUUAAAAACAUUUUACAAGCAAUCUACUCAAUAUUAUAUACGUUCUAGUCAAUUAUUUCAUACAAAUUUGGUACAUACUCCAGCAUUAUUUCUCAUGAGUAAUACAGACCCUGUAGGUUCGGUAACUAGUAAUAUGAGAGUACGCGAUACGUGGGAUACUUUGGGUGUAAAGACUUAUGUUAAAAUAUUUGAAAACUCUCCACAUGUUGGGCAUUAUCAAAAAUACCCAAAAGAAUAUGUUGCUGAGUUGUAUGCCUUUUUAAAUAAAUUAAACUUAAUUAAAAAUGAAGAAAGAAUGAGAUCACAUCUAUGAAUGUGAUAUAUUAUGUCUAAUCAAUUAUAUUAUAAUAUAGCAUUAUAUUUAUCAAAUAUAUAAUCAUUUGAUACGUAUUUAAUUUCUAUAGAAAUGAAUUUCAAGAUAAACAAGCGCCAAAAUGGGUAUUAAUAAUUAAUUAGAACUUUUGACUUAAUUGUUUUGGGCUGUGUUUUAUUGGCUGUAAAUGAAAAUACAACUGUGCAAUGAUGAAAAAUAUAGUAAUUCAAAAUCAUGAUAAUUAAAGUGUUCAUACGAAAACAUAUAUGGAUGAAUUAUAAUUAUACUUAUUUUUUAAAUUUCAUAUUUAGAAAAUAGAAAUUUAUAUGCAUCAACACUUAUUUCUUAUUUACAAUUAUCUUAAUCUUUAUAGAGUACAGAAUUGCACAGUAUGUGAUACAAAUACGUGCCUUUUAUAUAAUAAGUAUGAAUAUGUAGUUAUAAAAAUAGUUCAAAACGGUAUUAAUCUUUGUAAUAUGUACACUUUCAAAAGUAAUAAGAUCUAAUUAUAUUUUACUUAUUCGUUUUUAUCAAUGUCUUUCUUUUUCGAUUUGUAACGUUUUUUCUUUUCUAAAAUCUCUUCAAUUUCAUCAGGAUCCUUGCCUUCAAGAAUAAGCUUCUUACGUUUAUUAAUCAUUCUCUUUUCAUAAAAGUCUGUUUCGUCUAAUUUCAUUUCCGCCUCUCGUUUAGCAACAGAUAUUUGUGUCAGGAUUGUAAUUAUCUCCUUAUCUAUAAAAUAUGUGUUAUGUGCUAUGAAUAUGCUUUUACUUUUUACUUGAUUGAAAAAUCAAACAUAAAAACAUGUAUUACCAUUGACUUUAUAUUCUGUCAAUUUUGUUCCAAUAGCAUCCUCGACAGCAUGUAGCAAUUUAAUAUCAGAUGGUGUUAUUAGGGUAACUGCCAUACCUCUUUUACCUGCUCUAGCUGUUCUUCCAACUCUGUGAAUGUACUCUUUCGGUACAUUUGGUAUAAUAUGAUUUACAACUAAUUCAACUGUGGGGAUAUCUAAACCUCUUGCCGCAACAUCUGUAGCUAUUAAAAUUUUUAUAUGGUUUGACUUAAACUGAGUAAGUGCUGCAAGACGAUCUUUUUGUUUUAUCAUUGCAUGCAGAGCCACAUUUUUAAAUCCAACAUCAUUUAACAUCAUAGACAGUACUUGACAGUUCCUAAAAGGUAGAGAAUGAUAACUUACUGAUCAUGCUUAAAUUACAUUCAUCCAUCUAUCAAAUACUACACAUUUCAUUUUACUUGCAGGUGUUUGUAAAAAUCAUUAUAGAUCCAUCUUUGUUUGUUACUCUAAAUGUUUUUAUUGCUUCUACCAGAAAAGAAUCACGGACAUCACUUGGACAGAGCACAUAACGUUGAUCAAGUUCCUUUACUGUAGCCACACCAGAUAUAUCUUCAGAUUCCCAAAUGAAAGCCUAAAAAUAAUUAGUGAAACCAUUUAAGAUAGCUUGUUAUGUCUUAAUUGGUUAACAUUCAUAAAAUUUUACAAUACCUUAUUAGAUACUAUAUCUUUUACUUUGUCAAGGGUAUCAGUCAUUGUUGCACUAAAAAGAAGCAUUUGCUUUUGUUUAGGUAAUGCAUCAAAUAUAACUUUCAGUUGCUCAUCAAAAUGUCCUUCUAAUAAUCUAUCAGCUUCAUCUAAAACUAAGAAUUUUAUUUUCUU